Molecule: messenger RNA, 1488 nt
Organism: Elgaria multicarinata webbii
Lineage: Eukaryota; Metazoa; Chordata; Lepidosauria; Squamata; Anguidae
Gene: AVPR1A
Product: arginine vasopressin receptor 1A
Exons: 3
Coding region: 1-1488 (495 amino acids)
Biological process (GO): regulation of systemic arterial blood pressure by vasopressin; G protein-coupled receptor signaling pathway; positive regulation of vasoconstriction
Cellular component (GO): plasma membrane
Molecular function (GO): vasopressin receptor activity; peptide binding
Source: RefSeq, a predicted model, not a curated record
AUGGAUUCUCCACAGAAGGUGGCUGCAAUCAACAUCAACCACAAAAAAGAGCUGGAGAGGAGCUCUCCGGCACCGCAAGGGACAGGCGGCGAGGAGGAGGAGGAGAAGAGGGAGUCGGUUUCAGCUGAGGGGAAAAGGCGGGAAAGCGAGCGGAGAGACCAGCAAAGAGUGCGAGGCGAAAGCGUCGCCGCCUCCGCCAUGCACUUCGGAGACAGUCCCGGCGGCUCGCCCUGGUCAGCGCCGCCGUCCGCUUGGAACGGGAGCCAGGGCUGGCUGAAAGAAGCCGGGUUAUCCGGCGGCGGGGGCAGCGCGGAGCCGCCGUGGUCCGACGGCCGCGCCAACAGGAGCAGCGACCGCUACGGGCGGAACGAAGAGCUGGCCAAGCUGGAGAUCGCGGUGCUGGCCUUGACGUUCGCCUUGGCUGUGCUGGGCAACUCGUUCGUGCUGUUGGCGCUGCACCGCACGCCGCGCAAGAAGGCGUCCCGCAUGCACCUCUUCAUCCGCCACCUGAGCCUGGCCGACCUGGCCGUGGCUUUCUUCCAGAUCCUGCCGCAGCUCUGCUGGGAGGUGACGCACCGCUUCUACGGUCCCGACGGGCUGUGCCGCGUGGUGAAGCACCUGCAGGUCUUCGGCAUGUUCGCCUCGGCGUACAUGCUGGUGGUGAUGACGGCCGACCGCUACAUCGCCGUGUGCCACCCGCUCAAGACGCUGCAGCAGCCCUCGAGGCGCUCGCACUGCAUGAUCGCGACCGCCUGGGCGCUCAGCCUCGUGCUCAGCGUUCCGCAGUACUUCAUCUUUUCGCUCAGCGAGGUGGAGAGCGGCUCGGAGGUCUAUGACUGCUGGGCGCACUUCAUCAUGCCCUGGGGCCCCCCCGCCUACAUCACCUGGAUCACCGGUAGCAUCUUCGUGGCGCCCGUCCUCAUCCUGGCCACGUGCUACGGCUUCAUCUGCUACCACAUCUGGAGCAACGUCAGGGACAAGAUGAGGCGGCAGCGGCGGCAACGGGCACCGCCACGAGGGGGCGCCCUCCGCAAGGGACUGCUCCUCACGCCCUGUGUCAGUAGCGUCAAGAACAUCUCCCGCGCCAAGAUGCGCACUGUCAAGAUGACUUUAGUGAUCGUCUCUGCUUACAUCGUUUGCUGGGCGCCCUACUUCACUGUCCAGAUGCGAUCUGUAUGGGAGGCGCACUCCCCUUGGCUUGAGUCUGAGAACAUUUUAAUUACAGUCACUGCCCUUUUGGCCUGCUUGAACAGUUGUUGCAAUCCAUGGAUCUACAUGUUCUUUAGUGGGCACCUUCUGCAAGACUUCAUGCAGAGCUUCCUGUGCUGUCGAAAAAUGGAACAAAGGCUGAAUAAGGAAGAUUCCGAGAGCAUUAGCAGGCGACAGACUUCUUACACUACUAACAGAAGUCCAACAAACAGUUUGGACACAUGGAGAGAAUCACCAAAUUUGUCGCAAUCUAUUACAUUCAUCCCCAUUUCUUCCUGA